Messenger RNA from Malania oleifera, 1931 nucleotides. RefSeq names its product UPF0481 protein At3g47200-like. NCBI's taxonomy places the organism in Eukaryota, Viridiplantae, Streptophyta, Magnoliopsida, Santalales, Ximeniaceae. The transcript has 2 exons. Bases 74 to 1528 code for a protein of 484 amino acids. The record is from RefSeq and is a predicted model, not a curated record.
AAAUAGCUGUGCAUGCAUGCCGUACAAUAAUGGCGGAUGCUGAUCGACAAAGGCUGUGAUAUAUACAUUCAUCAUGGAGGAUGUGCCCGCUACAACAAGGAAAGCGUCUCCAGCGGCGGCGGGAGCCGGCCGAUCCGCGACGGGAAAUGAUCAUCACGACUUUCUUAAUAUAGUAAUCCAACAAGAAGGUGCUGGCCCACCAUCAACCACCACCAGCACAAAGGAGUGGUUAAAAUACCUGAUGAACGGCGAUCACGAAGGCGACGCAGCAGCGCCGGAAAAUGUCCCAUGCAGGACCCGAAUUCAGAGAGUUCCCAAAAUGCUUCGCGAGGUGAAAGCCAACAGAAAAUGCUUCUCUCCCGGCGUCGUCUCCUUUGGCCCUUUCCACAGUGACAAAGAACUCCAAGUAACGGAGAAGACCAAAAUGAAAUGGGCGCGACAUUUCAUCUCCCGCAGCAGUACGACAAACGUCGACGAGUUCUACGCGAGCGUAGAAAAGACAGCCAAAACCACCAGACACUGCUACGAGCACGGCUCCACCGACCCCUUCGACGACGACGCCUUUUCCCGGAUGAUGUUCCUCGACGGCUGCUUCAUUCUCCAGUUCGUUGACUGCUGCGCCGGCGAGACGGGCGAUGACAUGAACAUGAAGAGCCACGACGUCGCUUUCGUCACUCGCGACCUGUUCUUGCUGGAAAACCAGAUCCCCUUCGAGGUGCUCAAGUGUUUGAUGAUCUUGAGAUACGGAGGUUUCGCAGAAGGAAUGCCGAUCCUGCAGAAGUUCAUUAAACAGCGGUUUCAGGUGGAACCGAUGAGCCACCCGGUCGACCCGCUCCACCUGCUCGACCUUUUGCGCACGAACCUCCUCGGUACGGAGGGCCCGCCGAAGGUGAAAUUGGCUGUGAAGGGAAGCCGGCGGUCCUUCCGAUCCGCAUCGGAGCUCAAAUCGAAGGGGAUCCACUUCCGGCGGAGCAAAACGGCGUGCUUGAAGGACGUGAACUUCAAAGGGAAUUACCUCUACGGGCUGCUGUGGCUUCCGGCGAUCGUGGUGGACGAUUCUACCAAGUCCACGUUCCUGAAUUUGAUAGCUUACGAGACCUGCCCCGACGCUCCGGACGACUCGGGCGUCACCUCCUACAUCGUGUUCAUGGAUUCGCUGAUCGACCAUGCCCGGGACGUGGAGGAGCUGCGGUCGCGGAACAUACUGGUGAACUUUCUGGGGAGCGACGAGGAGGUGGCGACGCUGUUCAAUGAGAUCGCAACGGACUUGGUGCCGAACAUGAAGACUUACGAUUACGUUAGUUCGCAUAUCGGAACGUACUACAGCCAGAAGUGGAAGUCGUGGACGGCGCAGGUGCUGCACGAUCACUUUAGCAGCCCUUGGACGGCCAUUGCAUUUUUGGCGGGGAUGCUUGCCAUCUCCCUGAGUGUGAUUCAGACGUACUAUACGAUCUCUCCUUCCCCGGACUGCACGGAUACUAUUUGUGAGCUUAUCAGGAAUAAUACCAUUAAACUAUCUCAAUCUUGAGUUUGGAUAUAUGAUAGAGUUAGAGAGUGGAAUUAACUAAGAGAUCGAGUGUGAGUGGGUUAUUUUCUAGAGAGGCUAAGGGGAGGCUGCUGCACCAUUAUCUUUCUUUUGUUCCAUUCGAGGGGAAAGUGCGCAAGGUUCCUGUUUUUUUUUUUGGGCGAGUUUUGCAUUAGCUAAAUAAAGGUGCCGACACUUUCUUGGUUUUUCUAUAUUUGGGGGAGAUUAAGAAUUAACCCACGCCAUUUUAUUUCUGACUGGUGUGAAAGUUUUUUGUUCCAUUCAAGGAGAUAGUGUGAAAGGUCUUGUCUUGUUUUGUCUUUUUUUUUUUUUCCCUCUAUGUAGUUUAAUUUUGUUUUUUGGGUGAGUUUUGCAUUAUCUAAAUAAAGGGUGCGACACUUUUUUU